This is a messenger RNA of Lactuca saligna, 501 nucleotides long. The record is from the annotation of a GenBank genome assembly. Lineage: Eukaryota; Viridiplantae; Streptophyta; Magnoliopsida; Asterales; Asteraceae.
AUGAUGUUCAGCACCUUACCAAAAUGGCAUCGUGAGGAAUCAGAGAAGAUUAAUGAUUAUAUCAAGAAAGUUGGCACCCUUCUUGAAACUUCAGAGAUUAAUAUCAAUAUUGAUGCUCUUUCCAAGACAGUAACUCAGUCUUUUCUCAACAUAAUAGUUGAACAGAGAAAAAGUUUCUCCCCUUCUCCAGAGCAUAGUGCAAAAAAAGAGCUCGAUGUUGAUGAAACCGUAUUCCGUCCAUGGAAAUUCAUAGUUCGAAUGAUUCAAGACAAGGACAUUGUUCCUUAUGAGUCCUACGAUUCUCCAUCCAUUUUCGAGUUUGAUUGGCAUCUUCUUAUCUCACCAAACAGUCAUAACUUUCUAAUAUUCCCUCCUCUUGAAACCUCCAAACCAAGAAGCGAUCCUAUGGUUAGAAAAUUUCUAUUUGAAGCAUCAGCAAAAGUCCUGUCUCAUCAGAAGGAUAUAUGUUCACGAGAAGUGGAGAGGUUUAGAAGAAGUUGA